This is a messenger RNA of Ceratosolen solmsi marchali, 6774 nucleotides long. Its product is annotated as general transcription factor 3C polypeptide 1. NCBI's taxonomy places the organism in Eukaryota, Metazoa, Arthropoda, Insecta, Hymenoptera, Agaonidae. Bases 1 to 6741 code for a protein of 2246 amino acids. The record is from RefSeq and is a predicted model, not a curated record. Gene Ontology annotation, biological process: 5S class rRNA transcription by RNA polymerase III; transcription initiation at RNA polymerase III promoter. Gene Ontology annotation, molecular function: DNA binding. The transcript has 19 exons. Gene Ontology annotation, cellular component: transcription factor TFIIIC complex.
AUGAUUAUAAAAAAAUCGGUUAAUUUGGUAGAAAUAAUAAUUGAUGAAGUGGCUUUGGAAGGAUUGGAUGGAAUAACAUUAGAAGCACUAUGGCAACGACUGGCAAUAAAACUUGGAUAUUCGCUGCCAUUAAAAAACUCUUUUAUGGAACAGAUUUGGAAAAUUUGUUUAGAAAUAGAUGAUUUCAUAUUUUAUGAGUUAGAAAGUCCAAGAGACAAUCUUAUAAUUUAUGAUGGAUAUGAACUUGAGUAUUUGAAUUUAGAUACGGAUAAAGAUUUUGAGCAAAAAGAUAUUUAUUUACACUGUCCUGUCGAAGAUUUGAAGCUUGGCAUCAGAGGAUCAUGUUCGUCUUAUUUUACAAGGAUGGACAUUUCUUGUAUCGUUAAAAAUUUAAUAUUAUCGGAAGCUAGUAACAGAUAUAACCAAAAGUUAGUUAUUGUUGCUUCCCAAAGUUUGAGGGAGAGAGCCUUAAUAGAGAGUAACGUUAGCUCAAUUCUUCAACUACCACUUUCACAUUAUUGUCUUUUAGAACGAAUCGGUAGAUCUCGUAGUAUAGGAGAAAUAACAAUUAAAAAAUCUGUAAAUAUAAAAGAAGAUCCAAAGGCUUUAUUUUACAUAAGAAAAGGUUUACAAGAACAUGGUUUAAUAAGAAAACAGGUUUAUUAUCAAGGAGGUUCUGGAAUUAAUUACAAUGGACAGAAUACAGGUACAUUGGUGCAUUUGACUAGAUUCUUUAAUACUAGAAAACCAAAGGUAAUUAUGUGGGCUGAGCAUCUUAUAAAUUAUCUUAAAUCCAAAGAGAAUUAUGCUGCAGAAUACACUGAAGUUAAAAAUGAAUUAAAUCUAGAUUAUUCGAUUAAGAAAUUUUUUAAAAUCCAUUUAUUACAAAAGGUUUUUCGAACUGAUCUUAAAGUACCCUACAGAUCGUAUUAUCCAAAUUCAGCAGAUAAAGAAUGGCAAGUUAAAAAUAAUUCAUCAAAAGAGAGGAUAAUUAAACUAGUUACAUUAUCAGAUCCAAAUAUAGAAAUAGUGGACCUUUGGAGAACUGAAGAAAUAAAAGAAGAUGAUAAUCCCUCACAAUUGGAUUUACAAAAUCAAAAAUUGCAUGUACCAUUUUUAACGCAAAUAUACAAAACUGUGGAAUCAAAAGAAUUUAAAGGUGCUAGUCAAACAGAACUCGCGGUAGAAUUAGGAUUAACAAAACUUAUAAGUCGAACGUUAGUUCGCAAUCUUGUUAAAACUAAGGUUGUAUCUACAUAUUUAGAUGAUAUCGGUAGACAAAGAACGACUAAAUUUGUGUCAAAAAAAUUUGAUGCAAAAAGCUCUGUUAAAAAGCAAUUUGAAUUAGAAAUAUCAAAAAUUAAAGAAUAUAGUCGAUCAAUGAUAGUUGAUAAAAUAAAAGAAAACUUAAACAACGAUAAUAAGGAUGAAAGAAAUACGCAAAAUAAUACAUUGGAUAAAACAAGUGCGACAGAAUCUGUUAAUGGAGUGGAUGACUCUUUUAAAAGUGGUUGUAAAUUUAAAAAUCAAAUAUUUACAAAAGUCAACGAUAUACUUUGGAAGUAUAAGUUGUUUAAGAAUAAAGCUAAAUAUAAAUAUACUUCAAAACGAACAUAUAACAGAGGAACAAUAUUAGAAAAUGACAGUAAAAAUUUAAAUAAUAAACAAGCGAACGAAACUAAUGCUUUAAGCAAUGCCGGUAUUCUGGAAAAUAAUAUAAAUGCUAAUCUCAUUGACAGUGAUUUUUAUAAAACUAUAGAAACAAAGUUAAUUAUUCAAAAACCGGAGUGUAAAAAAAAAUCUCAGAAAAUAGCUGUUGUUGGCUUUUUAAAAAAUGUACAAAAUUCUGAUAAUAAUAAACAAUCAAGUAUUUCGUAUAGACUGUUGCGACGAGCAAAUCUAAUUAUCGAAAGUAUAAAAGAACAUAAAAUUAUUGAAGAUACACAAAAGCUAAUGAAGUACAUUAAUGCAGAGGAAGAUAAAGAGGGUCUUGAAGUUAAAAUUGAUAAGAACUCUUUGAUAAGGCUUUUACAAAAAUUAGCCGAAGACAAUUUGAUAAAAUAUAUUAAAUUAAUUUUGAAAAACAAAAAACAAACUAAACAGAAAAUAGUCAAUUUCAUUUGUGAUCCAAGUAUUGAUAUUAAUGAUACAGUGAUUCAAUCGGCAGUUGAGCAAGCCAAAUUGAAAUUCUGUAUGACAGAAGCUGAUUCGGCUAGAUCAAACGAUAAUAUUGAGAAAAACUCGGCUUCUAAUGAUGUCACUAAUGCAUCUAACGACAAUAAACAUAUCGAAGAAAAGACUGUUAUUUGUAAAAGCAAUAUGCUUGGGAAAAAGUAUGGUUAUAGUCCGAAAUUUAUACGUAUGAAAACUAUGCACAUAUUCUUAUAUUAUUUGAUAUACGAAUAUCCUGAGCAUCGGACAUCAAAGAGUGUAUUUAUAGAAAAUUUAAAAAAUCAAGGAUUUCUUUACGAUGAUCUAGUAGAUACUGAUAUAAAUAUUUAUAAUGCAGAUAUCAAUUGGAAAAUGUUUAUUCCUCCUUUACCUAAACAUAAAGGUUACCCAAUUGGAUGGGCAUUAAUGUGCGAUGUUCUUUUACGUAUGCCACUAUCGCUUUUUGUGAAAGUUCAUAAUGUCAAUUUCGAUGUCCCCGGCUUACAGGAACUCCUCGAUCAUCCAAUUAAAAAGCACUUUUUAGUGAAAGAUUUACCAACACCCAUUAGGAAUAUGCUAUUUCUAAAGCGUAAAUAUAUGUUUAGCAUUCACGAGAUCGUCUCAAGACUCUGUUACCUAGGUCUUGUACAAUUUGGUCCGCAAAUGCUUAAGGAGAAAGAUCAAGUUUUUGUAUAUCUAAACAAACGUACGGAGUUACUAGAUACUACAUCGUCUGCAGCCGGUUAUCAUAGAAUUGAAGAUAAGCCGUAUCCGGUGACUAGAUUUACAUUCAGCUCACUCGCAGUUGUCGAAAAUUAUUGGUAUGAAAUGUGGAAUACGUGCAUUAAUACCUGCCUGGGCGGUAGAUCGGUAGUGGAGGGUAAAGAUAUCCUCCUAGAAGACUUGUCACGUAAAAUUGAAAUGAUUCAGGCGUUAAAGGUUAAGCAUCCGGAAGAGGCGGAGAAGCACGAUACCGGAUUUGUACCCGGAGAUCGUAAAGGGGCAGCCGGUAUCGAUUCGGCCUUUUUCCCCCAUUUAAAGAGGAAUUGGAACUGGGUAAAUAGCGGUCAGAAGAAUAUGGAGAAGAAGGAAAGCCGAUCUAAUAAUUCAAUUGCAAUUGCUAAAUCGAGUUCCAAACUCCAAAAUGUUUCUAUUCGAAAGGCACCUCAGGUAAUUGGAUGUUAUGAGAAGAAACGAUGCAGUCCCGUGAAACAAAAUCAAGUAAAAAUUGCUGUCUCUAACAGCAUCAGCGAUACCAAUAAAUUAAAAACGAAGCGUGAUAAAGAUCAAAUUAACUUGGAAUUUCCCGUGGUCGCAUGCAGCAAACCACCUAAAAUCAUUCGCAAAGUCUUGCCACGUAAAUCUAUGUUGCGUAAGCGCGUCAAAUACGAUGAAAUAGAUUUUAGCGCAUUGCAGCGAAUGGAUAAAUUGCGAGUCGAUUGGGAGAAACACGAAGAUAAUAUAUUGCUAGUCUGCAAAGUGGCAAUGGUGUACUUGUGUCCAAAUCCCAGACGCAAUCUUGUUACUUUUACUGCUAUAAGGGACAUCCUCCGCUCCUAUUCAUUCACAUCAUACAACAAAACAUCACGAGCAUGUCAAAGGCGAUUGCUAUAUAUGUUGAAACAACCAAGAACGGUCAAUAGCGUUCUACUUGGCGUUGAAGAGGUCAAGCAAGACUAUUAUGUUAAUAAGCGUUUUGGAGGUUUGAUUGAUCGAGUAAAAGGCGAAUGCGAUAAUCCAAUCGAAUGCGAGAAGAGGGUUGAAAAAAUUUUUAAUGAAUUGGUAACGUAUAUUGCUAAAAAGUAUUAUAAUAUUUCAAAUAUGGAACGACGAGAGCCAAUUGCUCUACCUAAAACCAUCCAAGAAUUCAAUAUUUUUCAUAAACUGAAAUUACCAACAAAGACAAUUAAUUCACCUGGUGUAUCGAAAGAAGUGCGCGAAAUUAGCGAUAUACACACUACAACUAUUAAUUCAGUUAUUCAUAGUUCUAUGUGCUGCGGUAAGGAAAGAAGAUCCUGGGCAUAUCAAUUAUUCAAGGUUUACCAACAAUAUCCAGAAUAUCUUCUAAGAAGCGCUAUGCUGAAGAUACGAGCCGAUCAGAUGGUGACAAUGAAGAAGAAUUAUAUGUGUGCUUAUAAAAAAUUCGGUAACUGUAUGCCAAUGAGCAGUUCGCAGUACCAACUAAGCUCAGCCUAUUAUUACAAAUUCCAAACUAAAUGGCCUUACGAAGUAUUUUCCGAAUCUUAUAAUGUUUUACUUUCGCUUAUGGAAAAUUACGUAGAGAGGAAGCGCAACGCGAUCGAUGGUAUAGAGGUGAAACCGGGUGUCGGUGGCAUUGUUGCGGCAAUACAUGACUUCGUUGGCACGGAUAGCAUAGAUAUUGAUAUUGAAAUUCCCGAUCAGAUAAUAAUGUUGGACCCGACGUUACCGGAAAAGGACGAAGUCUAUCAGCGCAUUGCAUCUCGUUAUCAAUCCAUCUUGGAGAGUUUGAGUACCGAUUAUGCUGAGCACGUAAAGGUAAACACGAAGAAAAAUUCUAAUAUUAUGACUUCGCAAAAUGAUUCACUCGUGGUAAAACAAUUAAAAAUAGACAAUGAACAGCCGACUUCGGAUCAAGUUUGUUUAUCUAAAAGAAAAGAAAACGAUUACGACUUUCUACGGAAUAAGAAACGAAAAUUAAAUGACGAAAAGUAUCUUCAAAUAAGCGAGAGGUAUAAUGAAAUAGAUAAACCUGAAGCGAAAAAAGACAAUAAAAAUUUCCAAUGCACAUCUCAUGAUUUACCUAAUGAUAAGAUUCAGAACGAAUCAAUGGAUAGUGAUUUGUAUAGUGAACAAGUUGCAACUCCUAUUGAUACGGAUAUUACUAAUAUUCACUCUGUCUCUAAGUGCCAAGAUAAGGAUGAUAUAUUUGUUGUAAAAAAUGAUAAUACAGUCGUUCAAUCUCGUUUAGAUAAUUUGGGAAAACAGGAGAAUAAGAUUGACGAAUCUCUUUCUUAUCACUUAGAAAGUCAAGGAGAUAAAAAAAGUGAAAGCCACGAUAAAGCCAGUACUAAUGUUCAAUGCAUACCUUGCUUGAAAAGAAAAAGCAACGGUCAACAGAUUGUUCAGAAUAAGAAAAAAAAUUGUUACGAAAUUAAUAAAAUAAAUUUCAGUCGUGUAAAUGAACUUAUUAAAUGUAUUGGUAAUCGAGAUGCAGCGGAAACGAUCGAAAUGCGUACCGACAUUAACGAUGUACGCACACGUCAAACUCGCAUUGCUAUGCUUAAGAUGCGCGAAGAAUUACACGAUCUCACUUUUCAUGAUAGUCAUCAUGCCCACGAAUACUUUGUCGUGAAUUCGUUUAAACUUUUUUAUUCGCUGACGGAAAAGGGCGAGAAUUUGGGGGAGGUUACGACUUAUAGAGGACUUGAACUCCCUAAAAGUUUGUUACCUAUUAAUGUUGAAGUGACGAAUAAGGUACUGGAAGAUAUUAAGAAAUUCGCAAUUUUUCCAAAGUAUUCGACACAGUAUGAUGAUUUUAAAAUGGAAAUCAUGAAAGAUGGACAAUUCGAUUGGGCGUACGUUGAUGAAAUAUGCAAAUUUAUAAAAACCAAAGCAGAAUUUGGUGCUACUUUGCACGAAAUUGUGACAAAUUUCAACCAUCUCAAUAAUAAACUUGCUAAAAUUUUAUUAUUAUUGGCAGAAAAAAGAAUGGUUUUACGUGCUGGUAUAGUAACAGUGCGUUAUAUUUAUUAUCGAUAUAUUAAUCCGUGGAUAAUUCACUCUUAUAAAAUUUUACGCCUUGAGAAAGAAGGACAUCAAACAAUACCCGAGGGUAGCGUUUACAUCUUGGAUAACGAAGAGAAUUCUAUUAGUAAAGAUAAAGAAGCGAAAAGAGUGACUACAGCAGCAAAUUUAUUUUACAAUUCGUCAACUAAAUUGAAUACUGAGUGUGAGAAUUCAAACAGUCAUGAUAAAAAUAUGUAUGAAACAACAGAUAAUAGUGCAGAUAUAGAAUCAGAAAUGAGCAGUAACAAUGUAAAUGAAACUAAAAGUUACGAUAGUAAUUAUCAAGAACGUAAAGCAGAAAAUACCGAUGAUGCAGAUGAAGAAUCUAAAAAUCCGAAAAAAUUUCGACGUAACAGAACUGUACUUUUGAAGCAAAAGGACAUUUAUAGAGCCGCUAAAUUAUUAGAUUUCAACACUGCUGAAGAGAUUAAAGUAGUGAUUAAACCUUGGAUAAGAAUUGACGGAGUUUUAAAUCGUAGAGUCUUGGAUCGUAUGCUUGGAGCAGUAUUAUGUUAUUGUAUUGAAAAACCAGGCAUAUCCCUUACUAUAAUUCAAAAUAGAUUUACACCAGCUAUACAACCUUAUCAUACAAGAGAAUUAAUCGAGAUUUUAGUCAAACUUGAUUGUAUUGCAAUGACAAUACAACGAGUAUCUAAAAUUACAUUAUUUUCCAAGCCAGCACAAGUAGACUUAACUGGAGAUCCUGACUUAAUUGCUGAUAGCGAUUCAAUCAUUAUUGAGCCUACGUUGCAAGCAACACUGAGAUUUGGUAUGUUUUUAAGCAAUAGGUCUUAUAAUUUAGAUUUUUUAUCUUCCUUCUAAGAAAAAAGAAUAUCAAUUAAUUUAUAUUUUUAU